Molecule: messenger RNA, 2801 nt
Organism: Chlamydomonas reinhardtii
Lineage: Eukaryota; Viridiplantae; Chlorophyta; Chlorophyceae; Chlamydomonadales; Chlamydomonadaceae
Exons: 11
Coding region: 175-1902 (575 amino acids)
Source: RefSeq, a predicted model, not a curated record
AUUGCAUUUCUGGUUUGCACUCCACAUGAUUAGGGCACAGCCCUCUCAGGAAUUUUCAAGGGUCCAGUAACACAGCUGUCCGCAAUUUCUCAAACGCGAACCCUGCCUCUGCAUCCAGCAUACGGUAUAGCAGUCUUCACUCUCGCACCCACCCGCAACGCACGGACGAGCGGUAUGGUCAGCAAAAAGGAGGUGGCUGCAGCUUUCCUUGUUGCCGCGGAGGCGCUUGGCGUGGAGGGGGAGGAGCUUGGCGACUUGUCUGCCUGUCUGGCUUCGUUGUCAGAGGACGAACUCGCCUUCUUCCCAAAAGGCGACAACAAGGCCAUCAUCAAGUUCGCGCGCUCUGCUUGUGCAAAAGCGUCGGCGGCCGGCCCGGGCGUGGGGAGCGCGGCAGGACCCGACACAAGCACUACGUUCAUCCGGGACGUCCUGCUCGCGCAACCGGCAAAUGUCAUGAACCUGUUUAGCGUGUCACAGGCAGGCCUGGACCAGCCGCUGGGUGCUAAGCUGCCGGUGUCCAGCUGGGCUUUGCAGGCGCUGGGGUCCGGCGAUCAGACCGACGACCAUGAGCUGAGCAAAUAUGUGGAGCUGCAGCCGCAGCUUACAGUUGCCAAAAACGCACAUCGGCUGAGUUUGAUCACAGCAGCGGCACUCACAGGCUUGUUCGGCCAGCAGGAGGGUUCAGAGAUGAUGAACACGAUUAGGAUCGGUGCGCUUGUGGACACGCCGCUGAACUUCGCCGCAAAAAGCCUGGGCCUGCCCUUUCGGAUUGACCGCAACACCGCGGACCAGCCAGGCGCAACAGCACGGCUGCUUCGCCCGGACUUCCUCUUCUGGCUGCGGAACAUCCUGCUCUUCAAGGGGGAGGAGAAGGCAGCCUCCGCCGAGCACGAGACUGCGAUUGCGGAGUUGAAAUCCAAGAUGGCGACCGCGUGGAACCCGGCCCUGCUGCCGGGCGUCAGCCUGCCAUGCAUGUUUGCGUACGCAGCCGCUGGCAGCCAGGUGCAGUUCUUUGCAGUCACAAGCCGCGACGGUGCAGUGGAGGCGACUCCGGUCAGCGACUGCCUGCACAUCGACACACCGCUCGGCCGCAUCAAGGUCGUGCACCACACUUUCAAGGUCCUGCAAGCGGUGGCGGCGUACGCACCCAGUGCGCCAGACCUCUCCAUCGCACUUGGGCAGGUGUCCAAGGCGUUGACGCUCAACGGCAGCUUCCUUAGCAGUGUGACUGUGUUCCCAGACUUCAUCCGGAAGCAUGUCAACCUUUCACAGCUGCAGGGUGGCGUCCUGGAUCACAGGGCCCUGGUGGCUAUGUACCACGCCAUUGGUCACGUUCGCUGCCUCAACCUGGUGCGCCUUCGCGGUGAUGGCGGCGUGAGCCUGCAGGACGACGGCACAACGGUGCUGCACCUGGAGCCCCUGGGGCUGCCGCUGGGGCUGACUGGCAGACAGGCCGUCGAGCGCGAGGGCAGCCUGCGGGAUGCGGUCCGAGGCGUGCUGACGGCGUUGGUGGUGCUGCACGACGCAGGCUACGUCCACCGAGAUAUCCGCUGGCCCAACGUGAUUCGGCUGCCAGGGGUGGCGGCGGCCGCCGCGAGUAGCUCAUCGGACGUAUAUGUGCUCAUUGACCUGGAGCAUGCAGCGCCCGCGGACUGCCCCCUGGAUUGCCGGCAGCCGCCGUACCGGCUGCCCACGUGGCUGGGCUCGCAUAUCCUCGACCAGGCCACUGGCCGGUUCACGUGCGAGUCAGACCUGUGCCUGGUGGCAGAGGCGCUGAUGUCGCACCUGCCGUUCACUUUGAGCGACAGUGGUCAGCGCCUGCGGGAGCAGCUUGCCACCCGGAAGCUCCCCAACGCUCGGGUGGUGCUGGAGCACGAGUGGCUGCUGGCAGCAUCGCCGUAAGGACGACGACGAAGGCGACUGACUCAUAGCAGCUGCACAGAUGAGGUUGUCUGGAUGGCUGGUGCCAGCGGGCGCCUUGCCCCUAGCUCAGCUGCUGGGAGCUGCGCGUUGCACCUGCUGCACGCGAACUGCCAUGGCUGCAGCAGGGCGCGCAGCCAACGCUGACAUGCACAAUGCCUGACGCGGGCAGAGGCUGCUGUGAAAGUCUUCUUGAGCAAAUAUGCUCGCGCGCGUGGCGUACAGCAGCAUGUGCGCCUAGGGUGUGGGAUCACGUUAGUUUGUGGGCUCUGAGGGAUGGACGUGCUGAGAUGGUGUCACGUGCACUGGGUGUGUGUGCUCGGUGAGGCAACGGGAUGUGGGAGGUAAACGGCUUGGGAGUCUGAGUGCGUGCAUUGAAUGGGUAGUGUGUUGCGCCGUGGACCUAAACCCUAAAAGCCGUGUGCACUGCUGAAGCCGGUGUGCAGGAUUUACCAGGCAUGGUCGCCUACCAACAAUAGACCGCCUGAAUGAAUACGUACAUAAAUCCAAAUAUCGUGUUUUUGUGGGUGCACAUUUUAGUCCAGGCGAGCGCAGCGAGCUGAGGUCGCGUGCAGUUUCGAAAUGUAAUUGCGGCUGUCGUGACCUGGCGUGUGACCGUGCAUAACGUGUGACUGAGUGAUUUGGGUGUGGUUUUGGCGUGUGGGAAGAGGGGAACGUGCCCGAGGUUGGUUGGCCCGACACGGUGUAUUGCAUGGGAGGCCGGAGUACGGGUGAUCAGAGAGAGGAUAUAGGUCGCGUCUGAGAGCGGCUAGAGCCGUCUCUCAUUCCGAUCCUAGGCGAGACAGUCUUUGACCGUUCUAUAUGAGGGACCCGUCCUAGUGGAUGUUAAACUCUUUGGCAACAUGUAAGCCGAAACGUGA